GCAGCGUUUCUCCUAUCAAAACGCCAAGGGGGCGGGCACAUGGGUGAGCAGGCCUGGCGGCCAACAGCUCUUCCGCUAUCAUGGCGGCGCCCAUAGUAUGAGGCGAUGUCGGGUCGAGGUGUUUGGCUCCGGGCUCGAGCGCGGCUGCGGCGCUUCCCCGCACUGCUGGCGGGCUGCGGGGAGCAGGCAUCGGCUUACGGGCGCUGCGUGGCCGCGGCCUCCGCUGGAAGUGUGGAGCUACGGCGGGACGUCUGCCUGCGGGAGUUCCAGGCCUUGCGGGAGUGCUUCGCCCGCGCGGCGGCGGCGGCGGCCAAGUGAUUGAGGUGCCGGAGGUGACAGCGGCGACUGCAGCUGCGGCGCGGGGGGGUGGAGCUCGGGGUUGGCCGGCGUUAUGGGCCCGGCCCCGGGCUCCUUCGCCCCCACGCAGAAGCUUUUCCCCGCUCAGCACCGCGGCCCGUUUAUUAAAAAAUUAAAAUCGGAUACAGAUGCUUCAGCUUAUUUUAUUGAUCUGCACAGCUCAGUCUCCCACCAGCCCCUCCAGACCCGGUACAAACGGUCCCUGGCAAGGAGAGGCCAUGCAGGAACUGUGCUGUCCCUCCUGGCUCGCUGGGGAAUGUCAGAGCAUCUUUGGUCCUCUGUGUUCGCGGAGACGACGCCAACAAAUCCAUAACGCCACAGAGACGUUCAGCAAUAAAUCCACAUCACCAAAUCCACAGCACCACCGCAGGGCAGGAGCACGUCCUCGUCCUGCGGGAUGGGAGAGCCUGGGGUGGACCCAGCACACAGCAAGGUGUGAGAAGGGACGGCUCCUCCUCCUGUAGAAAGGCAGCUGAG
Lagopus muta (rock ptarmigan) is the source of this 834-nucleotide messenger RNA. It is a transcript of the gene NDUFAF8, whose product is annotated as NADH:ubiquinone oxidoreductase complex assembly factor 8. The transcript has 3 exons. The coding region runs from base 106 to 318 and encodes 70 amino acids. Gene Ontology annotation, biological process: mitochondrial respiratory chain complex I assembly. The record is from RefSeq and is a predicted model, not a curated record. NCBI's taxonomy places the organism in Eukaryota, Metazoa, Chordata, Aves, Galliformes, Phasianidae. Gene Ontology annotation, cellular component: mitochondrion.